GAAUUCGGGAUCCGACUUCUCUCAACAUUGGGAGGACCAGCAAAGCACUCUCUCUCACCCGACCUCUAUACCCCCUCGCCCUCGCUCUUUCUUCGCUCGCAAAGAAGAGUAUUCGCCAUGGUCGCCUCCAGAAUGUUCCGCCCUACCUCGCGCCUGGUGUCGGCGUCAAUUGCCCGCCCUGCUCUCCGUUUCCGCCCCGUCGCAGUCUCGAGACACUAUGCUACCCAGGGCGGCGUCAAGGAGAUGACCGUCAGAGAGGCUCUGAACGAGGCCAUGGCCGAGGAGAUGGAGAGAAACGACAAGGUCUUUGUCCUGGGUGAGGAGGUUGCCCAAUACAACGGAGCAUACAAGGUCACCAAGGGCCUGCUCGACCGCUUCGGUGAGAAGAGAGUCAUCGACUCUCCCAUCACCGAGUCUGGUUUCACCGGUCUCACUGUCGGUGCCGCCCUCGCUGGUCUCCACCCCGUCUGCGAGUUCAUGACCUUCAACUUCGCCAUGCAGGCCAUCGACCAGAUCAUCAACUCUGCCGCCAAGACUCACUACAUGUCUGGUGGUAUCCAGCCUUGCAACAUCACCUUCCGUGGACCCAACGGUUUCGCUGCCGGUGUCGCCGCCCAGCACUCGCAAGAUUACUCGGCCUGGUACGGCUCUAUCCCCGGUCUCAAGGUCGUUUCACCCUACAGCGCCGAGGACGCCAAGGGUCUCAUGAAGGCCGCCAUCAGAGACCCCAACCCCGUUGUUGUCCUCGAGAACGAGCUUCUCUACGGUCUCUCCUUCCCCAUGAGCGAGGAGGCCCAGAAGGAUGACUUUGUUAUUCCCUUCGGCAAGGCCAAGAUUGAGCGCCCCGGAAAGGACCUUACCAUUGUCACCCUCUCCCGCUGCGUCGGCCAAUCGCUGGUUGCCGCUGAGAAGCUCAAGCAAAAAUACGGCAUUGAGGCCGAGGUCAUCAACCUCCGCUCUAUCAAGCCCCUGGAUGUUGAGUCUAUCGUCAAAUCCGUAAAGAAGACCGGUCACAUGAUGGCUGUUGAGUCUGGUUUCCCCAGCUUCGGUGUUGGCGCUGAGCUCAUUGCCCUCACCGCCGAGUACGCCUGGGACUACCUGCAGGCACCCCCUGUCAGAGUUACUGGUGCUGAGGUCCCCACCCCUUAUGCCCAGAAGCUCGAGGAGAUGUCUUUCCCCACCGAGGAUCUGAUCGUCGACUACGCUGCCAAGCUCUUGCGCGCAUAGAGAAGAGAAAAGCCAUACCGGAGUUUUUUAAGGGUCUGACUAGGAAGCUGGCUGGUGUAUUUUUGAUAUCAACUCGAUUGUUCCUUUUUUUUUUCUUUUCAAAGCAGCAUUUCGAAUUGGUCUGUUUUUUUUUAAAUGCCGAAUUCACUUUUGAGAUAUAAUAAUACUGUGUUUUCGUUUGCGAGCAUUUGGCGUCUUUUUUGUUUCUGCACAUUACAAGGACCAUUUGCCUGCUUGACAGCUCAAACGUUAUGUCAGAUAUGGGAACAUUUCUUGAAAGAAGCAAAUCAUGAAAUCUCAUCUAGAAUGAAUGGGUCGAGGAACUGCUGUACUUGUAAUAAUAUCUCC
This is a messenger RNA of Aureobasidium pullulans EXF-150, 1575 nucleotides long. RefSeq lists its product as uncharacterized. The transcript is spliced from 5 exons. Gene Ontology annotation, biological process: pyruvate decarboxylation to acetyl-CoA. The record is from RefSeq and is a predicted model, not a curated record. The coding region runs from base 118 to 1227 and encodes 369 amino acids. NCBI's taxonomy places the organism in Eukaryota, Fungi, Ascomycota, Dothideomycetes, Dothideales, Saccotheciaceae. Gene Ontology annotation, molecular function: pyruvate dehydrogenase (acetyl-transferring) activity.